Messenger RNA from Notolabrus celidotus (New Zealand spotty), 2416 nucleotides. Its product is annotated as tetratricopeptide repeat protein 39B-like. The coding region runs from base 177 to 1928 and encodes 583 amino acids. NCBI's taxonomy places the organism in Eukaryota, Metazoa, Chordata, Actinopteri, Labriformes, Labridae. The record is from RefSeq and is a predicted model, not a curated record. The transcript has 18 exons. Gene Ontology annotation, molecular function: protein binding.
UGUGGGCCGGACCUGAACAUCGAAGCCACUUCCGGAAUCUUACCUUAUAAAACUCGCGGAAUGUUAGAACAUCAUUGAGUCUUCAAGUGCAGAGAAAGCUAUCUCCACAGGAGCUACAAAACUUCACAUCUUUUCUCUUCUAAAGAAACUUCUUGCUUAACUUAUUAUCCCGUCAAAUGGAGCAAAACAGCCUCACACCACAGCAGGUGGACUUGAAACGUCCGGAUGAGGAUACAGCGUCAACUAAAAUGGAUCUAGAGGCCUCACUGAAGGAAUGCAAUGCUGCCCUUGAUCUAUUUCUGGACAACAGGUUUGCUGAUGCGUUGGCCCUCUUAAAACCCUGGAAGAGUCAGAGCAUGUACCACGCAAUGGGCUACAGCAGCAUCUUGGUGAUGCAGGCAGGCAUGACCUUUGAACCGAAGGAUAUGGAUGCUGCCAUGACGUCACUGAGAGAAUCCCUGGAGACAUGUCAAAACUUUAGAAAGAAAACUGGAAUAGUGGAGACUCUGACGAGCUUCUGGUACAGACAACCAGCUGACAACCUGACAGAGGUGGAAAUGCAUGCAGAGCUUUGCUAUGCUGAAGUUCUGCUGCAGAAAGCUGCGCUCACAUUCCUGGAUGAGAGUAUCAUUGGCUUCAUCAAAGGAGGGAUGAGAAUCCGAAACAGUUACCAGAUUUUCAAGGACUGCCAGAACUUGUCAAUUAUCUCUAAAGACAUGGAAAAACAGACAAGCACACUUGUUCACUUCAGAGGUGGCGUCAGCAUGGGCAUUGGAUCAUUUAACUUGAUGCUGUCUCUGCUCCCGUCCAGAGUCCUCAGACUGAUGGAGUUUUUGGGCUUUUCAGGAGACCGGGAAUUGGGUUUGUCUGAGCUGAGACAAGGAGCAGGAAGCCACAGCCUGCGCUCCAUCCUCAGUGCCCUGACUCUGCUGAUGUAUCACCUCUACAUUACAGUCAUUCUGGGCACUGGUGAAGGAAACCUGGGUGAAGCUGAAGCUCUGCUGGCGCCAUACACUCAAAAGUUCCCAAAUGGAGCUCUUAUUCUCUUCUAUACUGCAAGAAUCGCUUUGCUCAAGGGGAACUUCACAUUUGCCCAGGAGAAGUUCCUGGCAUGUAUCGCAGCACAAGAAGAGUGGCGCCAGAUUCACCACCUGUGUUACUGGGAGCUGAUGUGGGCCUACUCCUUUGAGCAAAAUUGGUUGGAGGCGUAUCGAUAUGCUGACCUGCUCUGCAAAGAGAGCAAGUGGUCACAGGCUGUUUACGUCUUCCAGAAAGCUUCCAUCUUGAGCAUGCUACCAGAGGAGGAAGUGAAGAAGGUUGGAGAAAAUGUGGUUGAAUUAUUCAGGCAGGUGGAUGGUCUCAGGCUGAGGAUUGCUGGUAAAUCUAUUCCAACUGAGAAGUUUGCAGCAAAGAAGGCUCAGCGAUACUCUUCUUCUUGCCCCGCGAAACUGGUUGUCCCUGCUCUGGAAAUGAUGUAUGUGUGGAAUGGUUUCACAGUAGUUGGCAAAAGACCUGAGCUCACUGAAAGCGUUUUGAGCACACUAGAGAAAGCAGAGGAGGAGCUCAGAAAAGAUCAAAACCCAUCAGAGUAUCACCUGGAUGACCAGUGUGUUGUUCAGCUGCUAAAGGGUCUGUGUCUGAGACAACUAGGGCGCCUGGUCCAGGCUGAGCUCUGCUUCAAUCAUGUAAUUUCCAGUGAAAAUGAUAUCAAGCAUGACAACUACCUGGUGCCCUUUACCAUGUAUGAGCUGGGCCUGUUACACAAGCAGAAGGGUGACAUCUCAACGGCCAUCACUGUGAUCGAAAAUGCAAUGACAAACUACAAAGACUACAACAUGGAGUCAAGGCUUCACUUCCGCAUCCAUGCAGCACUAAACACCAUGGGCUCCUUCGCAGCCAAACUCCCUCCCUCACGUACCCCAGCUUAAAAGACCCCAUGUUAGGAAGCUCGACUGAGGAUAGAAAACAAAAACAAAUCAUAGGGUAAACCUGACACAAGGUCUGGCACCCUGUUUGCUGCCUUUAACUCUGUGACUGUACUUGAAAUCCUCCAGAUGGGCAUCUUGUUGUCAGUCUCUUGAUGAUGGUGCGUACAUCCAAACUUUCUUUGUAGGAAUUGCAGAGCAGAGCUCUGAGUUUUCAACCCGGUGUACUUCAGUAAUAUUGCGUAUACUUGUUUUUGUGUGUUUUUAAUAGUUGUCUGAUAUUAUAACUAGAGAAAGAGAAGAGAAAUGUAUGAAUAUGUGGUUGGCGUAUGAAUCGUUGAGACAUUGUAGUGGAUUUUAUUUUAAUACAUCACAGCUUGUGCUUUUUGGCUUCUUGCCCUUUGAUGCACCAGACAUAUAAUAUCCAGUUUGAUGCUUUUUACCUCUCCUGCUAGAGCUUAGUCACAAAAUUAAACCACUGAAAUAUUUAA